UGUUCCAGGAAUUUGUCAUGGUUUUAAUGAGGAUAAGACUUGGUCUUUUUGAGAAAGAUCUAGCUCAUCGUUUUCUCAUUUCAGACUCAUCAGUAUCUCUGAUUGUAAGGACAUGGCUGAGACUUUUACGUUCAGAGUUUGAGCCACUUAUCAACCUACCUCCAAGAGAUGUAAUUACUCUUCACAGUCCAAAGCAAUUUAAAGAACUGUUUCCUAAAGUUGCAAUUAUUGUUGACUGUACCGAGAUUGAAAUGGAGAAACCCAGUGCUUUAGAUUUACAGUCAGCAUGUUACUCAUCUUAUAAGAGUAAGCCAACUAUGAAAUGUCUAAUUGGUAUCACACCCAGUGGCGUGACAGCAUUUGUUAGCGAGCUGUUCCCAGGCAGCACCUCUGAUAAAGAGAUCACUGUUAUGAGUGGUUUUCUUGACAUUUUGCAACAUGGAGAUGAAGUAAUGGCCGAUAAAGGCUUUAAUGUCAAGGAUGAGCUUGCAUCAGUUGGGGUAUCACUGGCAAUGCCUGAAUAUUUGAAGAAAGAUACCCAGUUUACCAUAGAUCAAAGCAUCAAAAACAAAACUAUAGCUAGUUUAAAGGUUCAUGUAGAGAGGUUCAUGGAGAGGAUAAAGAACUGGCACAUUAUCGAUAAAAGAAUCCCUAUUUCCAUGGCACCAUAUGCAAGUGACAUAGUCAUAGUUAUUUGCGCAUUGUCAAAUUUCCUACCCCCUUUGAUCAAAUAAAUUCAAAACUAAAUUCAAAGGUGGAGACAGUUAUCAUAAAAUACAAUUAUUUUUGAGUACAAGUAUGGUGUCUUUAUUCUCUUGUUCUCUUUAGUGAAGAGUGGUUUACAAAAUCCUGUUAAAUAAUAUAAAACAAGAAUUAAGUGCUCCCUAUUGAACUGGUAUUAUUUCACAGCAUUUUGCCAAAAAGAUCUGCACUAUUUGCUCACUAAAGACUGCUCUUUGUAUAUGUAAAAUGAUUAAACAUUUCAAUUUUCAUCGCAAAUAAUUUACAUUAGUGAUCAAUAAAUAGAUUUCUUAAUAAACUCAAAUAUCGAUAAGAGUUAAAACUUUUGUACACUGAGUAUUGCCUCAAAGAUACAUGCAUUUUACUAGAGUACAAACACGAAAAAUGUGCAAUAUAAAUACCACUAAAUUAUGCAAAUUUUAUUGUAAUGGUGCAAAGUUGUUGCACACUAAGUGUUUGUACUCUAUGAAAACACACUGCAGAUAACAAGAACAUUGGUCAUUGCUGUCUUAUAUAAAUAAGAAGUGUAAACUUUUGCUAUAUUUGCAAGCAACAAAAAGCGCUCGCCUCAAGUCAUGUUUUCUUAUCAAGUAUAAAGCAGAAACAGUCAA
Messenger RNA from Actinia tenebrosa (Australian red waratah sea anemone), 1352 nucleotides. RefSeq lists its product as uncharacterized. NCBI's taxonomy places the organism in Eukaryota, Metazoa, Cnidaria, Anthozoa, Actiniaria, Actiniidae. The record is from RefSeq and is a predicted model, not a curated record.